Messenger RNA from Sinocyclocheilus rhinocerous, 1023 nucleotides. Its product is annotated as trace amine-associated receptor 4-like. Gene Ontology annotation, cellular component: membrane. Gene Ontology annotation, molecular function: trace-amine receptor activity. Lineage: Eukaryota; Metazoa; Chordata; Actinopteri; Cypriniformes; Cyprinidae. Gene Ontology annotation, biological process: G protein-coupled receptor signaling pathway. Bases 1 to 1023 code for a protein of 340 amino acids. The record is from RefSeq and is a predicted model, not a curated record. The transcript has a single exon.
AUGACUUCAAAUGAAACUGACAUUUACCCUGAGAAUGUGUUUUUCUGCUAUCCACUCCUGCCUGACUCCUGUCCCAGAGCUCACCGGCUCCCUGCACUUAAAGUGGCGAUGUAUGUUUUAAUGGUGCUGAUGAUUCUCACAACAGUUUUUGGGAACCUGCUGAUCAUCAUCUCCAUCUCUCACUUCAAACAGCUUCAGUCUCCAACUCAUCUGAUCGUUCGCUCUUUGGCUGCCAGCGACUGUCUCCUGGGCUCUUUGGUCAUGCCGUACAGCAUGGUGCGAUCUGUUGAAGGCUGCUGGUAUCUGGGAGAUUUUGUGUGUAAAGUGCAUUCUAGUUUGGACAUGACUUUCAGCAUCUCUUCUUUAAUACAUCUCAGUUUAAUAUCUAUCGACAGGUACUGGGCCAUUUGUGACCCUCUGAGGUACAAAAUGAGGGUCACAAACAACAUUGUGACUGUAUUUACUACCUUCACGUGGCUUUUUUCAUUUCUGUACAGCUUUUCUAUUGUGUUUUCAGGGAUAAACAAAAUUGGCUUGGAGUCGUUCAUCAUGCAAGUUUACUGUGUGGGAAGUUGUGUUUUGUUUUUUAACAAACAAUGGGGUCUUAUUUGUUCACUUCUCACAUUCUUUCUUCCCGGGACGAUCAUGAGCUCUCUGUAUAUGAAUAUCUUCUAUGUUGCACGCAAACACGCAAAGGUUAUGUCUGAAAGAGUGACUGGAGGGUUGAAGAGCCAAGGCUCUGCUCAAAGAGAAGGAAAAGCAGCUAAAACUCUGGCCAUUGUCAUGGGUGUUUUUUAUCUCUGCUGGCUGCCUUUUUUUACCGCCACUGCUGUUGAUCCUUUUCUCAAUUUCGUGACUCCUGGUGAUGUUUUUGAUGCUUUGGUUUGGUUUGGAUACUUUAACUCCACUUGUAAUCCAUUGAUCUAUGGUUUCUUCUAUCCUCGCUUUCAGAAGGCCUUUAAGAUUCUCAUAUCCACUUAUAUAUGUGGCUGCAAUGACUCAAGCACCUUGAUACUUGAAUGA